Acanthosepion pharaonis is the source of this 897-nucleotide messenger RNA. The record is from the annotation of a GenBank genome assembly. Lineage: Eukaryota; Metazoa; Mollusca; Cephalopoda; Sepiida; Sepiidae.
AUGCUGCCCUCAACCGUCUGCACUCUUCCCACUGGUUCUCUCUCCCUCUCUCUCUCUCUCCCUCCUCUCUCUCCCUCUCUCUCUCCCUCUGUUCCUCUCUCUCCCUCUCCCCUCUCUCUCUACCUCUCUCACUCUCUCUCUCCCUCUGUUCCUCUUUUUCCCUCUCCCCUCUCUCUACCUCUCUCUGUCCCUCUCUCUCUCUCCCUCUCCUCUGUCCCUCUAUCUCUCUCUCUCUCUCUCUCUUCGUCUGAAUCCUGGGACUGCCGGAGCCGAAGUGACGUAGGAGCAGCCGACGGACCGAGCACGACUACGCUGCUAUCGCUGCAAAGAGUUAAGCCAUGUAGCACAGGAUUGCUCGGGAAACGAGUCCGGGGACAAGGUGCUGUCGCAACCCUUGCCCCCUCUCGGUCAGUAAAUGCGGCAUUGCCUGUUGUCAACGUGUACGUUGAGGGUAAACGAUGUUCGGCGCUCGUUGACACUGGAUGUUCCCGAUCGAUCGUUAGUGCGGAUCGAUGCGUGACAUGGAGCAGUCAACAAAUGGAGAUUCGGAUGAUUGACGGAGUGUCCUGGGCCUGUUGUGGUGUCGGGACUGUAUCAGUCCUCGCAGACGGAGGGAAUCAUGCCAAGGUUUUGGUGGCACGUCAAAGGCCCCUCGGGUACGACCUGCUGCUUGGGAUUGAUGCGAUCCGAGCGUUAGGAGGCAUGAUAAUCACGCCAGCCGGAAAUGUGGAACUGGUUUUUUCUCCAAAUCGAAACGUUUUCAUAGCUGGGGACGCAGGUGCCUGUUUUCAAGCAUUCUUUGCAACGAUAUACAGCUUCAUUGAGGAUUCGAGGCACACAGUUCUCAUCAACGGUCGUAUUGAAAAGCCUGGGACAGACUUCUCGCUCAUUGAGUAG